Messenger RNA from Populus trichocarpa (black cottonwood), 1195 nucleotides. Its product is annotated as anamorsin homolog. Gene Ontology annotation, biological process: iron-sulfur cluster assembly. The record is from RefSeq and is a predicted model, not a curated record. Bases 166 to 999 code for a protein of 277 amino acids. Gene Ontology annotation, molecular function: iron-sulfur cluster binding. The transcript is spliced from 8 exons. NCBI's taxonomy places the organism in Eukaryota, Viridiplantae, Streptophyta, Magnoliopsida, Malpighiales, Salicaceae. Gene Ontology annotation, cellular component: cytoplasm.
UCAAUAUAGAAAUAGCAGAGGCGCAACAUAAGCUCGCGCACGCAAUAAAUUCCAAACUCCAAAAAGGAAAAUAAAAUUAAAAGAACGCGAGAGAAAGUCGGCGAAAAAAGAAAUUGUCUUUAGGGUUUUUGAAGUUUCUCGAAGAGGUUUUUGAAGAAUCAGCGAAUGGAUACUAAGAGAAUGCUGCAGAAUUCUGUACUGGCUUUAACAGAUGAUACUCUUAUUUCAAUUGGUACUGUAACAAAUGCGGCAAGGGAGGUUGCCAAUGAUGGAGUUGAUCAGUGUGAUCCUCAAAUUAUCACUCAAGCAUCAUCUCUAAGUAAGCUGCCAUUGGAGCCUUCCUCCGUGGAUAUUGUCAUUCCCAUCUUCAGAUCAAUUGAAUUUCCUGGUGACCUGUUGGUAAAGGAAAUGUUUAGAGUGUUGAAGCCUGGUGGAACCAUUCUGAUUUACAGUUCUCAGCAAUCUGUUAUAGGGGAAACUGACAAGGCAAUUUCUGGUCUUCAGCGCAAGUUGCUUUUGGGUGGUUUCUUGGAAGCGGAAGCUCUACAACCAAAACCUGUUGGCCUCUCCAAUGUCGUUUGUUCUUUUGGGGUCAAGGCCAAAAAACCUUCUUGGAAUAUUGGUUCAUCCUUUGCACUAAAGAAAUCUAUAAAAUCACCCGUCAAGGUUCAAAAUGAUGAUUAUUCAGAUUUGAUUGAUGAGGAUAGCCUUUUGACGGAAGAAGAUUUGAAGAAACCUCAGCUACCACCUGUUGGUGAUUGUGAGGUUGGAAGCACAAGGAAGGCUUGCAAGAACUGCACUUGUGGUAGAGCUGAGGAAGAGGAGAAAGUGAAGUUGGGACCGACUAUGGAUCAGCUGAGCAAUCCACAAUCAGCAUGUGGCAGUUGUGGACUAGGGGAUGCUUUUCGUUGCGGUACAUGCCCUUACAAAGGUCUUCCCCCAUUCAAACUUGGUGAAAAGGUUUCACUGUCUGAAAACUUUCUCGUGGCAGACAUUUGAAGUCAAAGUUGGAUUUAGAUGCUGCUUUUGGACAUUCGCAGCUUAUGAAAGCUUUUGUUUCCAGUUGGCUAUGAUUCAUUCAUAUAUAGUUUUACCCAUUCAAAUGUAGUCAACUUUAGUGUCCUAGAAAUGGUCCAUAAAAUGACCAAACAAUGUUUGAUGACGAGAAUAACAAACGAAUUUUGCUCUUCUUAUC